CAAUGAUCACCUCCGGGUUAAUCAGUGAGCACCAGCACGACGGACGCAGCGCGCUUAUCAUGUUUAUUGCAUACCGUACGUCAGUUUCGUCGUAGAUACGGCUCGUUUGGCACGCAGCAGCAGCAGCAGCUACAGCAGAGCUCCGAGUCCGCUUCCGAUGGCCGCUGCUGCACGCUACUGUAUCAUCGGUGCGGGACCGUCCGGUUUGUGUACCGCCAAACAUGCGCUGGCCUUCGAUCGCAACGCCACGGUGCAAGUGUUCGAGCAAUCUAACCAGAUUGGUGGGCUGUGGGCGUACACCGAGCAAACUGGCAAGGAUGCGAACGGGUUGGACAUAACCUGCAUGUACGCUAACCUGCGCACCAACCUCGUGAAGCAAGGUAUGGGCUACCCGGACUACCCGAUCGACGAACAGGCACCCACGUUCGUGACGAUCCGCGACGUGAUCAGGCAGCUGGAGGGCUACGUGGAUAAGUUUCAGCUAAAGAAAUAUAUCCACUUCCAGCACCAAGUAGUGCGUGUGGCCCGAAACUUUGAAACUAACCAGUGGGACGUUUUGGUGAAAGAUGUGGCCCAUAAUCGGUACGAUGUGCAUCAGUUCGAUUUUGUGCUGGUGUGCAAUGGCCACUACAGCUCACCGGUGAUACCAUCGUUUCCCGGGCAGGACGUUUUCCGGGGCCGACAGCUACACAGCAAAGAUUAUCGUCGUAGCGAACAUUACCGGAACGAGCGCGUGCUGGUAGUUGGCGGCGGGCACAGCGGAGUGGAUAUUGCCCCGGACGUGGCCGGGUGCGCCGAUAAGGUUGUGCUGAGUCAUCGGUGCAAAGUUCCGGUGCAUACCGGUGAUCGUGUUGUGCAGAAGCCCGAAGUUUUGCACCUAACGGAAGCUGGUGCUAAAUUUGUGGAUGGCACAGAGCAGGACUUCGACACGGUUAUCUAUUGUACAGGCUAUCGCUACUCCGUACCAUUUCUGUCGGUGGACUGUGGAGUAUCGCUCCACGACAACGCCAUCAGUCCUCUGUACUAUCAUUGCAUCAGCAUCAAUCAACCGACGCUGGCCUUUAUCGGGCUGCCGUUCAAUGCGUGUCUGAUGCUCAUGAUGGAUCUGCAGGCUAGGUUUUGUUUGAAGUUUUUCAGCGGACAGCAGCCGUUGCCGAGCAAACAGGCGAUGCUGGACGCGUGGCGCAAGGAUCAGGCCGAACGUACGGAGCGAGGCCUAACGGGCAAGCUAACGCAUAUGCUGGCGGGAGAUUUGCAGCAGCGGUACUACGAUGAUCUCGCACGUAUUGCCGGCAUAGAAUCGCUCAAGCCGGUGCUUGCCAAAAUGCAUGCCGAUUGCAUCAACAGCAAAAAUGAGGAUGUAAACUUUCGUAGCUUUGAAUAUCGUAUUAUCGAUGAUGAAAAUUUCGCGAAAGUGAAGAUACCGGCGAAAGCGUUGUCCUCAAGCGUUGCUUAGGCCGAGCUUAAUUUGUAGCGUGGCGAAAUGGUGCAAAGUGGCCAAUAAAAGUUUUCUAUUAUGUUUCUGCAUCAAAACAUCUUCCAAA
Molecule: messenger RNA, 1544 nt
Organism: Anopheles stephensi (Asian malaria mosquito)
Lineage: Eukaryota; Metazoa; Arthropoda; Insecta; Diptera; Culicidae
Product: senecionine N-oxygenase-like
Exons: 3
Coding region: 158-1456 (432 amino acids)
Molecular function (GO): N,N-dimethylaniline monooxygenase activity; NADP binding; flavin adenine dinucleotide binding
Source: RefSeq, a predicted model, not a curated record